Trichoderma aggressivum f. europaeum is the source of this 333-nucleotide messenger RNA. RefSeq lists its product as uncharacterized. The record is from RefSeq and is a predicted model, not a curated record. NCBI's taxonomy places the organism in Eukaryota, Fungi, Ascomycota, Sordariomycetes, Hypocreales, Hypocreaceae. Bases 1 to 333 code for a protein of 110 amino acids. The transcript has a single exon.
AUGGCGCUCGAGGCCGGUAAUUGGCCGCCCGGUGGCUGUCGGUCAAGCCGGAUCUCUUUCCCGCUGCUUGUCGUGCCGGAUUCGACCAAUACUGCUGCCGCGGUUGCUGGGGAUUCAGAUCCAGGGGUUACUGUGCAUGAUGAGGCCGGUGGUGGUGAUGACAAUGGGAUUUCCGACUCGUCUCGCCUCACUUUCGACUGUACGUACCAGACUCUUUCUGCACCUGCUCGGUCAGACGCAAGACGCAAGACGCAAGCGCAGGGGCUCUUGCCGUCGCGAUUAGUCCAAUCAGAUCGGCGCGCGACGGCCCAAGAACCGCAGCUUUUUGCUUGA